Messenger RNA from Phragmites australis (common reed), 751 nucleotides. RefSeq names its product small ribosomal subunit protein uS17c. Lineage: Eukaryota; Viridiplantae; Streptophyta; Magnoliopsida; Poales; Poaceae. The transcript has a single exon. Gene Ontology annotation, cellular component: ribosome. Gene Ontology annotation, biological process: translation. The record is from RefSeq and is a predicted model, not a curated record. The coding region runs from base 106 to 531 and encodes 141 amino acids. Gene Ontology annotation, molecular function: structural constituent of ribosome.
GAAGAGAGCUUGGACUGAAGCUGAAGCUGAAGCAACCUUAUCCCUUGCCCGCCUCCCUCCCGAGCCCUUCCGCCUCCACCGGGUAAUUCCGCUAGACAGCAGAGGAUGCUGCUCAGCUCCCCCUUCGUCUCCCCACUGCAGCUCCAGCCUAUCGCUCAUGGCAGGGCGGGAAGGCCGUCGGCGCUGAGGAUCGAGGCGGCCAAGCAGCUGACGGGUCGGGUCGUGACGACCAAGGCGAACAAGACGGUGGGGGUGGAGGUGGUGCGCCUGGCGCCGCACCCCAAAUACAAGCGCCGGGAGCGCAUCAAGAAGAAGUACCAGGCGCACGACCCGGACAACCAGUUCAAGGUCGGCGACAUCGUCGAGCUCUGCCGCUCCCGCCCCAUCUCCAAGACCAAGCACUUCCUCGCCGUCCCGCUCCCGCCCCGCGACACCCGCCGCAAGUCGCAGCUCCUCCCGCCACUCCAGUCCCAGGCCGACGACACCACCGCAACCCAGGAGCAGACGCCGCCGCCGCCGCCGUCCGAGUGACCUUCCUCCUGGAAUCCAUGUCAUCAUAUCGGCUCUUGUGUUCACAUAUGCUUUGCUUCCCAAUGUUUCCCUUCUUCCUUUCUUGUCCCCGCCACCAGCCGGAAUGAACUAGUAUAAUUUCGGUUUGCAAUUUUUCACUAGUAUACAUUCCCAUUUCAAUUUCAUUUCUUCCAAGAUGAACGUGUGCUUGUAUCAUGUAAUCUAGUGUUCGAAUUCUUUC